Cyphellophora attinorum is the source of this 363-nucleotide messenger RNA. RefSeq lists its product as uncharacterized. The record is from RefSeq and is a predicted model, not a curated record. Bases 1 to 363 code for a protein of 120 amino acids. The transcript has a single exon. NCBI's taxonomy places the organism in Eukaryota, Fungi, Ascomycota, Eurotiomycetes, Chaetothyriales, Cyphellophoraceae.
AUGUAUCUCAACACCUCCCUUCUCGCCACCUCGCUCCUCCUCACUACUACCGCCCUCGCCCAAAGCGCGUCCGUACAGUGGGACAACUUCGGCCAUAUCCGUGUCUAUUCGCAAGACGAGAAGGGCAGAACCCUCGAGGCGCGAUUCGACGGUGGAUGGAGUGGGCCAUAUGAUGUUGGCGCGAUCGCCAAGGUUGGUAGCGCGAUGACUGCGGUUGCUUGUGAUGCGGGUCGCGUGAGUUUUGCUCUCUCUCCUUGGUUCCUCCUGACGGAUACUCUGGGGACGGUGGGUGGGGGAGGUGGUGGCCGCUUCGCGGCCACCGACUCAACGCCACCUCAGGCGAGCGAAGCGAGCACUCCAUAG